AGUUAUUACUAUAAAUUAGAUAAAACGUGAAUUAAUAAUCAAACUAUAUUAAAAUGAUUCGUUGAAUUAAAACACUCAAACUUGGAAACGCAGUCAGCGCCAGUUUACUUACUUUAGUUGUUUUGCACUAUUUGUUCCCCAUCUUGAGCUGAUAGCUAUGGCUUCCUCUCUGUUACUUGUUGUGGUGUUUGUGUUUGAUCUCAUUGCUUUUGCUCUUGCUGUUGCUGCUGAGCAGAGAAGGAGUUCUGCCAAUUUAGCCAAAAACAUUGAAGGUAGAAAGUAUUGUCAAUAUGAUUCUGACAUUGCCACCGGCCUAGGUGUUGGGUCCCUCUUUAUCCUUGUUGCAAGUCAAGUGAUCAUUAUGGUUGUAACUAGAUGCCUGUGCUGUGGGAGAGCCAUGAGACCUAGUGGAUCCAGAUCAUGGGCAAUUUGUUUAUUCAUCACUACCUGGUUGACAUUUCUCAUUGCUGCUUCAUGUCUUCUAGCGGGUUCAGUGAAGAAUGCUUACCACACAAAGUAUAGAGAUCUAUUGGGAGAGAGAGCACCUUCAUGUCAAACAUUGAGGAAAGGAGUAUUUGGAGCUGGAGCUGCUUUCAUUGUUCUUACAGGAAUAGUCUCUGAGCUUUACUAUGUUAGUUUUUCAAAAGCUAAUAAUGGUGGAGUCCCUCCCUAUGCUAGAGACACAGGUGUGACCAUGAGUAAUUUGUAAAUUUAAUGCAAUGUAUCCUACUUAGGACUUUGGGAGGAAGUGUAUUACUAUUAACUUGACUUAUUACAUGGAUGUGAAUUGUGGGAGUCUAUAAUUAUGAAGCUAGGUUGAAAAAGAGUUUGUUUAGAGUUUAGAAGACUAUGUUCUUUAAUUAAAUUUGGAUUGCUUUGACUCUUAAA
Medicago truncatula (barrel medic) is the source of this 888-nucleotide messenger RNA. RefSeq lists its product as uncharacterized. Bases 158 to 709 code for a protein of 183 amino acids. The record is from RefSeq and is a predicted model, not a curated record. The transcript is spliced from 4 exons. Lineage: Eukaryota; Viridiplantae; Streptophyta; Magnoliopsida; Fabales; Fabaceae.